Messenger RNA from Umbelopsis ramanniana AG, 2251 nucleotides. RefSeq lists its product as uncharacterized. Gene Ontology annotation, molecular function: ATP binding; protein serine/threonine kinase activator activity; protein kinase activity. Bases 130 to 1953 code for a protein of 607 amino acids. NCBI's taxonomy places the organism in Eukaryota, Fungi, Mucoromycota, Umbelopsidomycetes, Umbelopsidales, Umbelopsidaceae. Gene Ontology annotation, biological process: protein phosphorylation. The record is from RefSeq and is a predicted model, not a curated record. The transcript has 8 exons.
GCCGAAUUGUACUGUAAAUAAUGGGGUUAUUUUUUCAGUCUGCUCUGCUCUGCCUGCCCGUGCCUGCUGAAAGUCUUCUGAGUCCCACCUUUACGUCUUCAUUUCUGAACUCAAGAUAUAACCCAUCGGAUGACCCAUCCGGAUAUUGGUUCGUCUCAGCCUCCGGCGCCAGAUCAACCUACUGCCGACACUCCAAUCCAACCGCCAUCCCCAUCCCAAUCGCCUCCUCUUAGCGUUAAAUCAGAAAGACGACACAGUGUCUUAGGUCAUACCGCUCGGCGAUCGUUUGGAGGCUCAGAUGGUCUCAAUUUAUUACGACUACCUUCGCAUCAUAACCAAUCUUCUGCAUCCGUUAAUUCACAAGCAGAAGUUUAUACCUUCAAUAAUAUAGACGACUUUGACAUAAAAAGCCCAAUAGGAUUUGGUUCUUCAGCCGUGGUGUAUGGCGCUGUUUUCAAGCCAUUGAACAAGCGAGUUGCUAUUAAGAUGAUUGAUUUGGAUCUAUUUGAACGAAACCAAAUCGAUGAACUACGCAGAGAAACAGCCCUCAUGGCCCUUUCAAAGCACCCUAAUGUUCUCAGGGUAUAUGGAUCGUUUGUUCAAGGCUCCAAGUUGUAUAUCGUGACGCCUUAUUUGUUUGGAGGAUCCUGCCUUGACAUCAUGAAAACAGCAUAUCCAGAGGGGUUAGAAGAAAUUAGCAUCGCGACAAUAUUGAAGCAGGCUCUCGAAGGAUUGAUCUACCUUCACAAGAACGGCCAUAUCCAUCGGGAUGUCAAAGCCGGUAAUUUACUAAUGGAUGAUGAUGGAACCGUACUUUUGGCAGACUUUGGUGUAUCUAGUUCGUUGGUAGAGACAGGAGAACGUGGCGGUGUUCGGAAAACAUUUGUCGGCACACCAUGCUGGAUGGCACCUGAAGUGAUGGAUCAAGCCGGAUAUGACUAUAAAGCAGAUAUUUGGUCAUUUGGUAUCACUGCUAUUGAACUUGCCACGGGUCAUGCUCCAUUCGCAAAGUAUCCCCCUAUCAAGGUAUUGAUGAUGACACUUUCAAAUGAUCCUCCUACGCUGGUUCGAGAAAAUACCAAGCACAAGUAUUCCAAGACUUUCAAAGAUAUGAUAGAUCUUUGCCUGUACAAGGAUCCUGCAAAACGACCAACUGCGGAAAAAUUGCUUCAGCAUGUAUUUUUUAAACAGGCAAAGAAGAAGGACUAUCUUGCCAAAGGUCUCCUCUCCACGCUGCCAGCCUUGGAACUACGGACACACAGGAAGAUACCCCAAAGGCACCCCACUGUAACCAAAACAACCACAUGGGACUUUGAUGCUGAUGAUCUUGAUAGUAGCAUCAGUGAGCCCCUAGAUAGAUCUCAGAAUGCUACUGACGAGAAAGCUGUUGAAAUUGAGGAACCGGAAAGCAAUAAUAAUGCUGAGAUGAAGUCUCCAGAAACUGAGGAGAAGAAAAAGCAUAUAUCGUUUGGAGAUGUAGUGGUUCGUAAUCCACCACAACCUCAUAUGUCCCCAAAUGCUGCAGCACAUUCGCCCCCUCUUAGCUCGAGCCCUAAAGAAAGCUCAGAGUAUUCUCCUAUUGUUCCAACCAUUCCCAAGAAAUCCCGCUUCAUUAUUCAGGAGACUAUUACUCCUCGGGAUGGCUGCGAAAUACCCAGUGCUCAUUCAUACAGUGGUAGCCCUCAUCCACUAGUUUCCCCGCUUUCCGAUUCUAUUGGACGAGACGAUGAUUCCAAUUCAUUAUUACUUGGACUUGGAAUGACAAAUUCUAUGACACCUCCUCCAUCGACAGCACCCCAAGAUGUACCAGUAAAGAAAGGUCGCUUCAGCGUCAAUUCCACACCAAGACACUCAAUAUCAGGUGAACCUAAUUUCACCCCACCAAAUGAGCUUCAUAAAGAUUUAAGCUUGAGUAGAAUUAACAGCCAAGAAACCAUUGGUAAGAGACCAUAACUGAGUAAAUGCACAUUGGAAAGAAUGUCUCUAACCAUUUUCCCAGACCGAAAAUCAAGAUUUGAAAUUAUGCAUAACCAGUUAUCCCUUAUCUAGAGAAGGAUCCCUCCCUCUAUCUGGAGCUUCGUUACAUAGGGAGGCCUCAGCCAACGCUCGAGUCAGCCGAUUUUCUGUUGUGGAAAGGGAGCCCGAUAAUAAGGAAGAGCGAGAUGUUAACCGGGAACAGAGUCGAGACCAAAGCCGAGAAAACAGUCGGGAACGUAACCUUGCUAAUGCGAGCGCAAGCGAUAUUCUGCAG